Messenger RNA from Puntigrus tetrazona (Sumatra barb), 1509 nucleotides. RefSeq names its product islet cell autoantigen 1-like. Gene Ontology annotation, biological process: regulation of transport. Gene Ontology annotation, cellular component: Golgi apparatus. The record is from RefSeq and is a predicted model, not a curated record. NCBI's taxonomy places the organism in Eukaryota, Metazoa, Chordata, Actinopteri, Cypriniformes, Cyprinidae. Gene Ontology annotation, molecular function: protein domain specific binding.
CACCACUCCAUCUGCAAGGACGCGCACCCGAAAGCGCGCAGUGAUGCACAUAUAGCGUUUUAUUUUCUUAUUACAGCAUGUCUUAAAUAUCAGCCGCCGGGAUCCAAGCUCAUAAGAUACCUGACAAACAUGGAUAAAGGGAACCAAGGCGAUUCUCAUUUUGAUCACCUCCUCCAAAGUCAAGAAUCCUCCGUGGUCAAUAAGUUCCAGCAGAAAUACUGGAAAACCAAGCAGACGCUGAUCAGAGUCACAGGGAAGAAGGAGGAUGAGCAUGUUGUGGCUUCCGAUGCUGAUCUGGACGCUAAACUGGAGGUGUUUCAUUCAGUACAGAGAACAUGCAUGGAGCUCCUUAAGGUGAUCGAGCAGUAUCAAAGGAGAAUCAGCUUUUUGUCCCAGGAGGAGAAUGAACUGGGUCGGUUCCUGCGUUCACAGGGCUCUCAGGACAAAAGUCGCGCUGGAAAGAUCAUGCAAGCUACUGGGAAAGCUCUCUGCUUCUCCUCACAGCAAAGGCUGGCGCUGCGAGGUCCCCUGGGCCGUCUUUAUCAGGAGGUGGAGACGUUUCGUUACCGAGCCAUUUCCGACACGUGGCUGACGGUGAACAGGAUGGAGCAGUCACGGACCGAGUACAGAGGAGCUCUGCUGUGGAUGAAGGACGUUUCUCAGGAGCUGGACCCCGACACGCACAAGCAGAUGGAGAAGUUCCGUAAGGUUCAGACUCAGGUGCGUCAUACCAAGACGAGUUUUGACAAACUGAAGAAUGAUGUGUGUCAGAAGGUUGAUCUGCUCGGAGCCAGCCGCUGUAAUCUGCUCUCACACGUUCUGACAACGUAUCAGACUACAUUGCUACAUUUCUGGGAGAAAACCUCUCACACUAUGGCUGCUAUUCAUGAGAGCUUCAAAGGCUGCCAGACUCAUGAGGCUUCAGCUCUGGGGGGUUCAGAUCAAGCUGCAAAGAAAAAAGUAAAGAAGAAAAUGAAGGCAAAAGCAGAAGAUGAGGAGACGAGUCAGAGCACAGAUGAAACACUGAUUUCAAUUGAAGAAGAAACUCUGAGCAGUAAGCUCGUGCAAACAGGAAAUGACGAGGCUUUCUCCGGCGGCCAGGAGAAGGACGGCUUGAGUUUGUUGAAUGAGAUUCUGGGCAGCAGUUCUCUGGAGGAUGGAGGUUUCUCACAGGAAUGGCACGAGGUGUUUGGGGAAGACGAUCUGGCCGGAGGCAGCAGAGCCGAGACGCAGCCGUCUGAGGAAGAGCCCGCUUUCUUUCUACCUUCUAAACUGCUCGACCAGAACAUGAACGACCUGCAGUCCACAGUCUCAGGUUGGACAACAGCCAUUCCACAGAAUGUUCCUGAAAGCUCAUCUGUAGCAAGUCAGAACUCUUCCAAACCUGCAGUGAAAGAUACCUCAAAAGAUCUCUCUGCUUGGUUCAGUCUGUUUGCUGAUCUGGAUCCUCUUUCCGAACCAGAGGCGAUCGGCCGAACCGGCGAAGAGCGUGAGCUCCUGAACGCUUGA